Molecule: messenger RNA, 2561 nt
Organism: Wyeomyia smithii (pitcher-plant mosquito)
Lineage: Eukaryota; Metazoa; Arthropoda; Insecta; Diptera; Culicidae
Gene: HGTX
Product: homeobox protein 10
Exons: 4
Biological process (GO): cell differentiation; regulation of transcription by RNA polymerase II
Cellular component (GO): nucleus
Molecular function (GO): DNA-binding transcription factor activity, RNA polymerase II-specific; RNA polymerase II cis-regulatory region sequence-specific DNA binding
Source: RefSeq, a predicted model, not a curated record
GUGAAUGGAAAAGCUGUAGUGUCUAUUAUUACUUUUAUAUUACACGAAACUACAAUAAUUGAAACAGGAAUUACAACGAGUUUGAGUGAUACCCUGUUAUUCAAUCGAGUUCAAGGUGAUUCGUUUGCCGAUCAUUCUGUCAAUCUGGGUAGUCAUUAUUUGACGGAUUUGGGCGGCAAAAGCCCUAAAGCAGGAAACCUAGCAGUGCCAGCAGUUUACGGCGGUGGUACUCCCCAGCACCCAACGAGUGGUUUUCCUCAUCCGGAUUGUGCAUCAAACUCUUUUAACCUGGCGGCGUUUAGAUCACCCGGUUUACUGGGAACGCAUGGAUUUAAUUUUGGGAACAACUUCGGUUUUCGAGAUCCAUCUGUCUUUGAUCCGACCAACGUGCAUCAAGGUCCAAUUCAACAGCACUUACCUCAGUCAAACGGAAAUACCUUGUUGAACCUUGCACAGGGGUUUCGAAAUAACAAUGACACAAGCCCUGUGAAUUUGUACCUUGGGAAUUCAAGCCCAUCCAGGGAUACAAACUUGGACACAUAUUGUUAUCAGAAGAAAGAUUAUCCCGACAGCCAGGAAAAUCUUAGUUUCAACGAGCAGAACAAAGACGAUGAGGUUAACAUUCUGAGUCGUGAAAAUAGUCCAAACGGGAGGAUAAAUUACAACUCAGACAGCUCGGAUAUCCGGGACAAACGUCAAGACACUUGCAGUCCUGUUGACAGUUCGCGGUCCUAUUCUAGUCAAACUAAGGACGACCUCACUGGCUACCACAGUCCUCACAACGAUAGCGCCGGGUCCCGUAGUCCUGAAAAUUUAUCCCAUCUUGGUGUCAAUAAUCCUGCCAUUGUACCCGUCGGUGGCGGAUACAAUCCGAACAAUCCCAACUGUUCCAACAACAACAACUUACUCAACAAUAACCACCUGAAGACCAAAUCGCAUACGAUCUCCGACAUGUUGGAUCACAAACUGCAGUUGAGUUUUCUGGGACCGCCCCUCGCCGCACUCCACUCGAUGACGGAGAUGAAAGCACAGCAGAGCGGCAGUCCGGUACAAACGACACCGCCGCAAACCCAAACCCACCAAGCGGCCGGAAUGCCCGGAGGCGGUGGAGCUCCUAAUCCGCACGGGAUCGAUACGAUACUAUCGCGGCCGCCGCCGGUAACCAGUGCCCAAUUGAAUGCCUUAGGAGGUGGAAUGCCUCGUUUCUCGGCAGCUGUGGCUGCCGCUGCCAAUAUGGCUCAGUAUCUGUCCCAAAGCCAUGGAGCCCCACUGAAGGCACACUCGGGUCCCUUGGUGGACCGAACGCAUCUCUAUUGGCCCGGUCUGCAAGGGCUUGUUACUAACCCUAUUGCGUGGCGGGAACGACUCGGUUCAAUGUCAGCUAGUCUAUCACAAUCACAUCACAACCAGGAUAAGGAUGGCAAAAAGAAACACACCAGGCCGACCUUCAGCGGGCAGCAAAUCUUCGCACUGGAAAAGACCUUCGAGCAAACCAAGUAUCUGGCCGGACCGGAACGGGCGAAACUGGCUUAUGCGCUGGGGAUGACCGAGUCUCAAGUUAAGGUGUGGUUCCAGAACCGGCGUACCAAAUGGCGCAAAAAGCAUGCGGCUGAAAUGGCCACCGCCAAGCGGAAACAGGAGGAGCUGGGCGACGGUGAUGGAGACUGCAGCGAGCCAAUGGACUCGGAUUCGGAAAGUUUGGACCUAGUGGACACAGGAAGCAGUAGUCGGAAGCGUUGCCGAAUGGAGGAAGAUAUGCGGCAUUAGUAUUGUAGGGCUGCUGAGUGAAUUUGUUGAGUUUAAUAUUUAUUGUGCAGGGUCGUAUGUUAGCAUUUUUGUAUCAUGUGUCCGUGUAAGCGCAGGUAACCCACAUUUUGGUUAAUCGAAAAUUUCUUUGUUCGCACAAUGCUUUCACUCAAAUAAAUUGAAUUACAGAUGACACUAUGAUACAAAAAAGUACACUACUGAUCUGCCGAAUGCAUUGUAUAAAAUGAAAAUUUCAUUAAAUCGUAUAAACCCAAUAACUAAAACGUAUUUUUGACGAGUCUAAAAAUUGAAAGUUGAAAAUUAAGAACAAAAAUCGAAUUUACUAUACAUUAAUUUAAAUAAUGAUAAUUUAGAUGCGAAUAUGUCAUAGAACGGGAAGAGUGAUAGAGUGAGAAAGCGUGAUUGAGGAUGAGAAAUGUGAUCCAUAGUAACUAUCAUUGUAUUUAGAGUGUGAUAUUUUCUCGAAAGCGAACACCGUUGGCAGUCAUGAAGGAAGUCUGCUUGCAUAUUCAAUAAUAGUGAAAAGACUUUACAUUCCAGUUUCAGUUAAGUAAAACAUUAUUUAUUGACCACUGAAUAUUUGUGUAUAGACGACCGUUGCGUAAGAUCUAACAGGAGUUAUGUAAAAAAAUGAUUUCACAGCAUAACGUGGCUGAACGUUAUGAUUCGCAAUAAGCAGUGUGAAAUGUUUGAAUUCUCAGUAUUUAAAUAAAUUUCCUUAUGUCAUAGCAAUUGAUAUCUAAUUAUUAGUACUUUAUGAUAAAAUCAAAAUCUAACGCAAACCAUCUGUAAAA